Messenger RNA from Zootermopsis nevadensis, 628 nucleotides. The record is from RefSeq and is a predicted model, not a curated record. Lineage: Eukaryota; Metazoa; Arthropoda; Insecta; Blattodea; Termopsidae.
AUGUUAGGACAUCGCCCUGGCAACAGACAUAAACAUGUGUAGUUGGUGCUUUAUGUAGUAGGUUGGCUAUUCUGUACCCGGGCAGCAGCUCAUAUUCGAGGUUCGGGCUGAUGGCUGUCGGCUAACAAUUUUGUUUCAAAUAUUCGCUUUUUAUGCUUUGUUUUCAUUAUGCCGAGGAUAAAAGCAUCCCCAAAGAAAUGUGUGAAAACGUCAAAUCCUCAGCAGUCCUCAAACACAUGGGUAUUUCUACUGAAAGGUGAAGCUUUGGAAGUUCCUGAAGGGUUUGCUGGUACUGGGACUCCUGACAUAGUGCAGUUGAGGCAUCCACAGUCAGGAACACCAGCUAUGUUCUUAUUCAGUCCAGGAGAUGGGAUGGUUCAAGAAGUUUUGACAUUUUCAGAAAACAGAAGAUCUUGGUUCAUCGAAGAAUCAGUCAAAUCAGAUGGAAAGCUGCACCUGUCAACGCCAAUUGAUCCCAUCUUUCUUGCUCUUCCUUAUCUGAGAAAGGUGUGUACAAAAUAGAACAUACUUCAACUACAGUUUUUAAUUUAUUUAAUUUUGAUAUCUGAAAUACAAUAUGUCAAUUUUACAAAUAUAAAUGGUCAUGAAAUACACUGUUUAAUCAUGA